Messenger RNA from Phytomonas sp. Hart1, 1868 nucleotides. The record is from the annotation of a GenBank genome assembly. NCBI's taxonomy places the organism in Eukaryota, Euglenozoa, Kinetoplastea, Trypanosomatida, Trypanosomatidae.
GUGCAAAGAAUAACAUAAAGAGAUAUUAUUAUUAUUAUUUUGCAUGAAAGGAAGACGCUUCUUAUAGCGUUUAUUAAAUUAGAUCUAUAAUAAUCAGCAGAAUAAUUCGUAUCACCAUGUUGACAACACUCAGGGCUUUCAUUCUGUGUCUUGUGGCAGUGAUGCUUUUCUCGAUUUAUGUGCCUAUUCCCGUAGUUUCUAAUAGCCUGAUUACUCCUGUAAAGUUGUCAUCUCUUAAUGUCUCAACCUCAGUAAAAUACUAUACUGAAGGAUAUGUUUAUUGCGGACAUGGAGAAGAGGUAUGCCCUUCCUCUGUACCCAUUUGCUGUGGUUCGGGAUCUAGCUAUUACUGUGUGCCCGCUGGUAGCUCUUGUUGUGGUGUUACUGGCACAUCAACAAGCUGUGAAACAGGCGAGCAGUGUUGCUCUAGCACCUACUACAACAGUAUUUGUUGUACAAAAGGUACAAAUUGUUAUGUGAACCGAAUGGAAAUUCCAUCAUGUCGGUCUGAUGAGUGUUCGUUGUAUACAACUGUGGAUGAGUGCCUCAAUAAAAAGAAUUCUAAAUGUGGUUGGUGCUGUGAGGAACAUCGAUGCGUUCCACAAUCAAAUGACAGCUGCCCUACCGCACCAAUUACUGGAAAUCAACAUUGUCCUUCUCGUUGCCAUCAUGCAAAUACAUGUGCGUUAUGCCUGGAUUCCAAACACGCACUCCUGAGCAAUAAACCUCUCUCCUACAUCGACUCUGGUGUAGAUCUUCAAUUAUCUCGACAAGAUGGAGUAGGUUAUAUGAGUGAUGAUGAGAAGUGCGUAUGGUGUUGUGCAACUAUGUCGUGUGUACCAAUUAAAAAUAUAGGGAUGUGUGCUAAUGAGCAAUUUCUCACUGAUCCCGGCCGUUGUGCCGCUUGUAUGCACAAUGGUGGCGGAGUACAAGAAGGAAUAGAUGAUAUGCUUGCGAUUUAUACCCUUCUUGGCUCAAUCCUUUUUAUUGUUGGGAUCGUUUGUUUUAUGAGCUGCAUUCGUGUAGCAGUGGAAGUCAUUUUAGAACAGCGAAACGAGGAGCAGUCCACAAAUGUGCAAGAUAAAAUUCGGCGUUAUGGAUUUAAAAUAAGUGAUGCUAUGCCCAGCAAUCCUUUGGUCCGAAGAUUUCGUCGCAUGUUAACUGAAGCAGGGAACACUAGUGGCACAAGUCUUUUCACGAAAGAACAAGAUGCCGCGUCUGAUGAUGUAGUAAGGUGUCAUCGUUGCAAUCAGCACAUUCACUUAAAAAUAUUGAAAAGUCAUUUAAUGCCCCCUUCAUCACAGUCACUUCCGUUAAAUUCCUAUUGUGCUUCCCAGGAGCUCCCAAAACUUACCAAGGCAGCGCUUGCGGAGAAUAUUACUGUUACUUCAGAUGAUUAUCCGACUUCCUCUGAUGAUCCAGCUGUCAUUUUGUUACCUUGCAACCAUCGCGUGUGUUACGCAUGUUUGGGUAUCUCAGCAGAAUUCUUGAAGGGACAUACCGAUCAGUCACCAUCCGGAAACCCAACAAAUGACCCAUCGAUGUCACCGACCAUGAUAUCAUUUGUGCCUCAGGCGACGGAGGACGGCGCCCCCACUUCCACUCUCUUGCAAGAAGUCCCAACUGAGACAGCCGAGGGUGACACUAGCAUGCAAGCACAGACAAACACGUCUGAGGUGAAUAGUACCGCAGGCUUGGAGGUAUCUCAGGUACCGGUAUGCCCCCUCAAACAGACUGCACCGAUCAACGAUCAGACCGAAUCUACCCUUGAGGAGACCAUUGCCAGAUGUUUUAGUAAAGGCAAAUGCACUAUAUGUGGUCAGAAGAUAUCAGAAUAUUUAUUAACAUCCAAAGUUCGGUUGAUUUAG